This is a messenger RNA of Ilex paraguariensis (yerba mate), 1225 nucleotides long. The record is from the annotation of a GenBank genome assembly. NCBI's taxonomy places the organism in Eukaryota, Viridiplantae, Streptophyta, Magnoliopsida, Aquifoliales, Aquifoliaceae.
CCUCUCUCUCUCUCUCUCUAUAAAUACACACGAAAAUCUUGUAUUGAUUCGCACAGUAGAAAUUUGAAAAACAAAGUUACAGACUUAUACAGGAAAAAUGCAAGAAACUAAUGUAUUCAAUGUUGUCAAUGAUCCUCGUCCGGUGGUGCGGAAGUUCCUGGCGAGGCCUCAACAUGAAGGAGUUGGAGCCAUUGUCCGAAGAAGCAUAGGAAGGUUUGAGCUGAAAUACUUUGAUCCUUUCCUUGUUUUAGAUGAAUUCUCAGUUUCUGCUCCUGCUGGGUUUCCUGAUCAUCCACACAGAGGAUUUGAAACAGUCACCUACAUGUUACAGGGAGCUGUAACACAUGAAGAUUUUGAGGGACAUAAAGGGACCAUUGAAGCUGGUGACUUACAGUGGAUGACUGCUGGAAGAGGAAUUGUUCACUCAGAAAUGCCUGCAGCACAGGGAACUCAAAAGGGCUUACAGUUGUGGAUCAACCUCUCAUCCAAACAUAAAAUGAUUGAGCCAAGGUAUCAAGAAAUAACAAGCAAGGACAUAGCAGAAGCUGCUAAAGAUGGGGUAAAGGUGAGAGUUAUAGCAGGAGAGGCAUUGGGAACCAAGUCAGAAGUAUACACAAGGACCCCCACCAUGUACCUGGACUUCACACUAAAACCAGGAGCUCAUCUUCUCCAACCCAUCCCACUACCUUGGAAUGCUUUUGUAUACAUCUUAGAAGGUGAGGGAGUGUUUGGCAACUCAAAAUCUUUGCCAAUCACAGCCCACCAUAUUCUACUUCUAGGCUCUGGUGAUGGCUUGGAGGCAUGUAACAAGUCUUCCAAGGCUCUAAGGUUCAUUUUAGUUGCGGGUCAACCGUUGGGUGAACCAGUCGUACAAUUCGGGCCUUUUGUGAUGAAUAGUCAAGAGGAGAUUGACCAAACUGUUGAAGAUUUUGAGAAUUACACUAAUGGGUUUGAGAAAGCUAGGCAAUGGAGAUCUGAAACCACCCUUGAUCUUGAUUUUUAGUACAUUUCUUUUUAUCUACAAAAGUUAUUAUUUUAUUUAAAUUAAAGGGCGUAUUCGGCAGCAUUGUAGAAUUUGGGAAUUGUUAGAUGUAUGCAACUUUACCUUACCAGCAGUGAGGCUAUUUUCGCAUUUAAAUUAAGAAAAAAAAAUGUAUUAUGUCUCAUGAUGUAGUUCAUGUACACUUAUCAAAUGAUUAUUAUCAUGGUUUAGGCAUGUUGCCAU